GAAACCACAGUGCUGUCAGUCACAGAGGGAGGAGGAAGAGAGCAUGAACACAAACUGAUCAAACUUACAAAGUUUUAACUGACCGAGUGUGAGGAUGGAGGAAACGUGUCUGCUGCAGCUGCUCUUCCUGACCUUCCUGCUGAUCCACACCACAAACCAAGUUCAUCUGACUGUGAGUUCAAAGAGCCGUCAGCUGUUUAAAGAACAGUCUGUGACUCUGAGCUGUGAGGGGGGCGACAGCUCUGCUGGAUGGACUCUGAGGAGAAACACAACUGAAGGACAGACUCAGUGUGGAGAUCAGUGGGGAAGAUGGUCUGACUCUUCCUGUAAGAUCAGUAUGACGCUGCCGUGGGACAGUGGAGUUUACUGGUGUGAGUCCAGAGAGGGUGCCAUCAGUAACAUGGUUAACCUCACAGUCACUGGUGGAUCAGUGAUCCUGCAGAGUCCUGUCCUCCCUGUGAUGGAGGGAGAUGACGUCACUCUGCUCUGUCAAACAAAGACCACUCCCUCCAACCUCCCAGCUGCUUUCUAUAAAGAUGGCUCCCUCAUCAGGAAGCAGCCUACAGGUCACAUGACCAUCCAGCAUGUUUCCAGGUCUGAUGAAGGCCUCUACAAGUGUGACAUCAGCGGUCAUGGAGAGUCUCCAUCCAGCUGGAUCACUGUCACAGCCCAACCCACCACCACAGCUCUGCCCAUCACCACAGCUCUAACAUCUGAGUCUUCCUUCCUCCAGCCUGAGCUCAGACCGCUCUUCCACCUGGUGGUGUUCUGUCCAUAUGUGAUCUCCACUCUCCUCAUGGUGUCUUUAUAUCGACGCAGAGCCACAGUGGUAACAGCACCACCUGCUCAGGCUGGCAAGAGAUCGGCUGAGGACUUUUAUGACAUUGAGGCGGUGACCUCUGAGCACCACCUCUGAGAUGCAGCCAAGAAAUGUCAACACAGCGCAGCACAGAUGACACAUACAAGGAAAUCUCUGCUUCCUGAUCGUCUCCUUUAUGGCUCUUUCCACACUUCAGGACCAACACUGGUCCUUAUAAGAUGUAAAAUGUAGUUUAUGUGCCUGAUUCACCUGUAGACAAACCGACCAGUGGAUGUAUCCUCAUACUGGUUUGAUUGUGAAGAUGAGCUGAAGUUGCGUUUGUCGCUUCCUGCUGUUA
This is a messenger RNA of Archocentrus centrarchus (flier cichlid), 1157 nucleotides long. RefSeq names its product low affinity immunoglobulin gamma Fc region receptor II-like. Bases 95 to 916 code for a protein of 273 amino acids. The record is from RefSeq and is a predicted model, not a curated record. The transcript has 6 exons. Gene Ontology annotation, molecular function: transmembrane signaling receptor activity. Gene Ontology annotation, biological process: immune response; cell surface receptor signaling pathway. Gene Ontology annotation, cellular component: external side of plasma membrane. NCBI's taxonomy places the organism in Eukaryota, Metazoa, Chordata, Actinopteri, Cichliformes, Cichlidae.